Molecule: messenger RNA, 1572 nt
Organism: Drosophila melanogaster (fruit fly)
Lineage: Eukaryota; Metazoa; Arthropoda; Insecta; Diptera; Drosophilidae
Gene: ntc
Product: nutcracker
Exons: 2
Coding region: 501-1445 (314 amino acids)
Biological process (GO): apoptotic process
Cellular component (GO): cytoplasm
Source: RefSeq, marked reviewed
GGCAGUAGUGUUGCAUAGUAGCUGCCAGCCAGCUGAUUAUUCGCUAAAUAACCAAUUGUUUUUUCGCGAAUUUUUCAAUUUUCUGUGAUUUUUGCGGCUACAAAAUCGAAAACUAUAUUAAGCAAAAUACAUACGAACCUGGCAAUUGCGACUGCUUAUGUAAUAUCUGUGACAAACCAAGUUUUCUAGAAAAUACCUGCCGAUGCGUCGUUGCGCUUUGUUUUUGUUGCGUGAAUAAGAAUCGUUGGAUAUUUGUACAUUCGCAAUUUGUUGUAAAUAUGUUUAAAUCUUAAGUGCCACAGCUUAUCAACGAAGUAAUAUAAUUGCGAUUCCCUCCUUUUGUUAAUCAGUCCCACUAUAUAGCACUAAAUAUAAAAAUUGAGUGCACAAAUCGCAGUAUGCCCCAUUUUCUGAUUGUCAUUCCGAAAACAAACAAUGACAGUCGCAUUGAAAGUUUAAAUCAAAUCGUUUCCCAGAAAAUUCGUACGUAAAUAUCUGAAAUGUCAGACACUAAAUCCGAAAUUGAGGGCUUUAUAGCCAUUCCCACGACAUCGGGCGAACAACAACAACAACAGCCGCAACAGCAGCAAAAUGAGCAACAAGUGGUCGGCACAAAGGACAUUAAAGCUCCUGAUCAGGUGGGGAAAAAGCAGCGACCACGUUUGAUACAAGAGAAGAGCACCCAGGAGACAAAUCCGUUGAUCCUGGAGCAUGCUACUCUGGAAUGGGUGCCGCAGCAUAUGGAUAAGCUACUGAAUCAGUAUCAGGAAUGUCGCAAAAUGCCGGCUGCCGAGUGGCUUCAUUUGUUGACUUACCUGGUGGCCCUGGAAUGCGGAUUUGUGGAGGAGGAGACAUUUGCCCAGAAGAGACACCUCAUUCAACCCGUACCAUCAUUUAGCAGCUUUCACGCCCAGAAUGUGCGAAUCCUGAGCGAACAACCAGCUAGAUAUGAAGUGUGCUUCAAUGACACCGUCUAUAUAAUGCGACUGAGAACACUAUUGGACAAGCAUGCUCCCGAGGAGACUUCUCUGGUGGCUGCCCUUCAGUGCCGGCUGAUGGCCGUCAGCCUGGGGGAUCAGCUUAUGAUCACCCUGUCCCCAGCACCUCCGUCGAAGGAGCCUGGCUACAGCGUCAGCCUGUCUAUCGGACGCUAUGUACUGAAUAUUCAGGCGAAGAACAAGCCCAUCUACCAUCGCUUUCGGAAGCUGGAUGAACUCUCAUAUCAGCUGAAACAGCACUUGUUCCAGCCCAUGCGAUCGCAGCAACUAAUGCAGAUGGAGAUGAAGCUACAGCCCUCGCUAUUGGGCCUCCCGGACGAAUUGUACUUCGAGAUCUUCAGAUAUCUGGACAAAAGCCAGCUAAAUGUGGUGGCCAGGGUCAAUAGACAUCUUCAUUUCUACAGCAAGGAAGUGGAGCGAAAAAGGCUAAAGGGCGGCAGAAGCUAAGCUCUUGUUUUAAUCGAAGCCGGUUUAAGCGAUUUUAUAAAUAUUAUUAUAUUAAUAAAUUAUUAAGUGGUGCAUAAAGAUUCUCGGGAAUCAUUGUAUGUCAAUAAAUAUAUUUGCUUAUUCAAGU